GUUUUAAGCCACACCUGUUUUUGUAAAACGCGGGUAGAGAGUUUGUGUUACUUCUUGAACCAUCAACUUACCUUUUGGCUAGGCAGACAGAGACAUACAGGAAGAACUUCAGAAUGCCUUUGAAGAUAGGUGGUGAAAGCGCAUGAAUUAAUAAAGCUUCCCCCAGGGCAAAAAUGUAAGCAACUUGACAACAUUGGCUUCAGCUAAUUGACAUCGUGCGAACUUGUGCUAGAUGAUCAUGUCUUCGAAGAAACAUCUCUUGUACUAGAGAAGAUGGGGUGUGGAGCGUCCAAAAGCGCCAACGCGAGAAAUGAUUCCAAUAUCGAUGAAGUAGAAGCCGUUACGACCAGUGUCACUCAAAUCAGAGACAUGGCACCUGCUGAAGUGGCCGAUACCGGGGCUCACCCUCCUCGCAGAGAUGAUCCAAUUCGUCGGAAUGUUUAUUACCAGGCGGCGACAACUCUCAGUUUACCCGGAGUGGUACCAGAAUCCAAUUUCGGGGACGGUCGGUGGAGAAUUCUUCUUCCCUUUUUAUACAAUUUUUCCUCAGAAGGAGCUGAAAAAAUCUCUUUUCUUUCAGAUGCCGACGCCAACAGACUCUCAUCACAUUCCAGAAGAGGCGAAAGCCUCAUCAAAAUGCAUCCGCCAAAGAAACCUCAGAGGUUAGAAGAUUCGGACAUUUUGAAAAUAAAGCCAAUUGAACCCGAUGUCGAGAUUACAAAUGCAGAUGAUUAGUAUGGUUCUCUCUAUGGUAUGCCAGAAUAAGGGUUCUCUUCAAACAUAGGAUGGAUUAUAGAAGUCUUUUCAAGCGAUUCAAUAAAAUGGAUAAUUUUUUUAUCAUAGGCAUAUCGAAACAAAAGUUCUUAGGAACAGACUUUUAUUCAAGAAAGUAUAUCUUCUGAAGACAAAAAUAAAGGAUGAACGAUAGAAGAUCUUCAUAGAACAAUAAAAUGAACUAUAUUUUAUCAAGGACAUCCAUAUCAACAGUUCUUAGGAAUGGACUUUUAACCAAGGAAUUCUUUCCAAAAAAAAUCCAUUUUAAUGUUACUACGCACUGUUUUAUGUGCCUUCAAAGUACGCUUUUCUGCACAAUCAUCUAUGCUGAACUUUAAUUACUGUAUAAUUCAACACAUACACCAUUGUCAUUUUCCAUUGUUUAAAAUUUUGCUAUAUAAAUAAACAGCACAUUUGUUUUUA
Argiope bruennichi is the source of this 1197-nucleotide messenger RNA. RefSeq lists its product as uncharacterized. The transcript is spliced from 9 exons. NCBI's taxonomy places the organism in Eukaryota, Metazoa, Arthropoda, Arachnida, Araneae, Araneidae. The record is from RefSeq and is a predicted model, not a curated record. Bases 274 to 735 code for a protein of 153 amino acids.